This is a messenger RNA of Monopterus albus (swamp eel), 5258 nucleotides long. RefSeq names its product remodeling and spacing factor 1a (gene rsf1a). The coding region runs from base 96 to 4472 and encodes 1458 amino acids. Gene Ontology annotation, molecular function: histone binding. Gene Ontology annotation, cellular component: RSF complex. Gene Ontology annotation, biological process: negative regulation of DNA-templated transcription. NCBI's taxonomy places the organism in Eukaryota, Metazoa, Chordata, Actinopteri, Synbranchiformes, Synbranchidae. The transcript is spliced from 18 exons. The record is from RefSeq and is a predicted model, not a curated record.
ACCGGCAGAUGCUUCGCUCGCUCCAUUCAUUACAUUCGUGAACAGUCGCAUCCAAGCAACGAGCCCUCCCCUCCUGUUUCUCUCCGCCUGGAAAGAUGGCUGCUCCGGCGGUGGUGAGAAGCUCCGGCCCGGUGCUUUGCCCAAGCUUCGCGGAGGUCUGUUCGUUCCUGGAGCGAUACGGAGCGGCGCUAGACCUGCCGGAGAUGACUUUCCCGCAAAUGGAGAGGUAUCUGCGGGACACAACGACAGUUCCUAAACCUCUUGUGGAACUCCACGUGAAGCUGCUCAGAAAACUGGGGAGGACUGUGUCUUCUGACCGCUGGGAAAAAUACCUGGCCAAGGUUUGCCAGGAGUUGAACAAUACCUGGGCGUGGGAGCUGGAACACAAGGGCUACCAGGAGAUGUCCAUGGAGUGCAAGUCUAGCAUUCUAAAAUAUCUCUGUGAGUGUCAGUUUGACGACAACCUGAAGUUCAAGAUGGCAAUCAACGAGGAAGACCCAGAGAAGAUGCGUCUGCAGCCUAUAGGUCGUGAUCAGCAGGGCCUGAUGUACUGGCUUCAGCUGGACCAGGAGCAGAACAUCCGGCUGUACACAGAGGAGCAGGACGACUUGGAUGGAUCCACCUGGAAGUGCAUAGUCAGGACUCGUAAUGACCUGGCUGAAGCUCUGGAGCUGCUGAAGGCCCAGAUUGAUCCAAGCCACAAUCACAGUCAGGACCAAGACCAGAACCAGACUGGACCCAGGAGUGUCAGCCCCACGGAGAAGGAUGCAGGGGAUGAGGCUGUAGGGAGCACCGACCACAAACCCUCCAGGACCACACAGGACCGCACUCAUAGUAAGAAGCCUGACCCUGUAAAGGAAGAGAAACCCCUAAAACAAGUGGUAAAGCAGGAGCAGACACAGCCUGUCAAGCAGGAAAACACUGCAGAGGAGAAAGAAGAAAAGAUGGACCACAAACCGCCUGGUUUUGAUAACCGUGUGAGCACGAUCACUACCAUCAUCAAAUCAGAAUCCAGGGAUGCUGACACUCCCAAAAAUGCAGUGCCCAUCGUCAUGACACCAGGUGCGACUGUGACAAAACAGGAAAUGAACAGAGAAGAGGAAGCAGAGCGGGCAGUUGUCAGGAGCAACCAGCAGGCCAAGAUACCACUGAAGAAGAGGGAGCUUAAGCUUGCUGAGAGCUACCACAGCAAUCACCUCAACAACAACAGCAGUAGUAUUAUUGUUUGUAACCCGUCAGUAAUCCAUAGCAAGGACAGUCAUGGAAAAGAGGAGAGGAACGCAACCCUGUCAACGCCCCCUGGUGGUCCAUCUGCUUCUCAGCAGCAGCUGGUGGUUUCUGCUUCGAAGCAAGAAUUGACUAAUGGGAGAGCAUCUCUCUUUCUACCACAUAAGGAGGGACAAAAUGGAGUGAUAGGGGUCAUAGGUCAGCUGUCUGUUGUAGGUCAUGUUGGGGUUAUCCGGAGCCCUUCUGAACAUCACCGAGUCCCCGGUGCUGAGCAGCAGGAGCAAAAUGGGCCAAGUUUAGACCAUCAGGGCUCCAGAGCUACAGAGGAAGAGGGGGAGGUGAGCCGGCAAUCAGUGCUGGUAAGGAAGGGACCCGUCGAAGGGGUGAUGGCAGCGGCACCUGCCGCUCCUCCUCCUCAUGCACUGAUGGAAGCUCAGACAGCCAGAGAGCCACCACUGUCAUCUCUACAGUCUGAGCUCCCUGAAGCUGUAGAGACAGAACCAGAUUCUCUUGGUGUUUCUCUGCUGUCUCAGUCCACACAAGAGCCCAGGAGACAGACAGAGCAAGACCGGGGUAGAAAAACAACAGAGGGACAGUUAGACCGAGACACUGAGCACAGUGGUCACCAGCAGAAGGAUGGCGACCUGGACGAGAGAGAAGAGAGGAGGAGAGAAUUGUCUGUGUGCCCUGUGGCAGAGGAAGGAAGUAAAGGUGAUGAUGAAAAGAAUAAAAUCCCUUUAGGAAAGGUGGAGGCAGAGUCGGGGAGCACCAUUCCACCUCUAAAAAUAGACCAGACGGAUAAAAAAGACCACUGGGGAGAUGGAGUCAAUGGCAGGUUGGCAUCCCAGGUUAGGGUGAAGGACACCGGUCCUGGAUCAGAGGAGAGGAAGGGUCACCUGGAGGAAGCCUCCUCUGAGCUCCAGAAAGAAGGAAUCAGGUUGAAAAUAAAAAUUCCUCCCCAUCGGAGAAACAAGUUAAGGGCAAAAGGGCCAAAGGAGGAGGAGAAAGAGAGGGAGCAGGAUGUGCAGGAGGAAGGGAGGCCACUGAGGAGAUCUGCAAGGAUCUGCAGGCCGAGCUCAAAGGCGGCUGAGAGCCAGAGAAAGAAACCACAAAAAAAACAAGCUCUGGCUACUAGAACCAGGGAGGACGAUGAAGAGGAGGAGGAAGAAGAGGAAGAAGAUGAAGUGGAGCAGAGCUCUUCUACAAAGAAAGACAGAAAACCAGAAUCUGUUGGGCAAAUUAGGAAACGAAGGGGUAAACGGAGGGAUCGACGCCCACGAUGGUCUAAUGUUCGUUCGAAGAGACGCAAACUGAAUGAGAGAGGAGAGGUGGAUGACAGAGCGAGGAAACGAGAAGAGGAGAGUGAAAGAGGGAGCGAAUCCGAAGAAUCAUUUAAAUCAGAGGAGAUUCCCAGUGAGGAUGCCUGCACCCACUGUGGCCUCCCCAACCACCCCGAACUGAUCCUGCUGUGUGACUCCUGCGACAGCGGAUACCACACUGCCUGUCUGCGGCCGCCACUCAUGUUGAUUCCAGAUGGAGAGUGGUUCUGUCCGCCCUGCCAACAUAAGCUGCUGUGUGAGAAACUGGAGGAGCAGCUGCAGAAUCUGGACAGUGCUCUGAAGAAGAAAGAGAGAGCAGAGAGGAGGAGGGAGCGGCUGGUGUACGUGGGAAUCAGUGUGGAGAACAUCAUCCCUGAGGGAGAGGAGGAGGAGGAGGAGCAGGAGAAGUCGACAAAGAUGAAAGAUUCCAAAAAGAGCAAAAACCUGGGGAGGAGAUCGACCAGGACCCGGAAACGCAUCAGCUACAGGUUUGAUGACUUUGACGAUGCCAUUGAUGAAGCUAUCGAGGAGGACAUCGGGGACCUCUGUGGUGAACCAGGGCGAGGCAAAGACGUCACCGCCAUCUUGUCAGAGGAAGGAAAGGAGAGCCAGCGACCAAUCAGAAGCCGGGCUCAUCCUGCCAGGAACAGGAAGAAGCGACGACUGAAUGACCUGGAGAGUGACAGCACGGCGGCGGAGAGUGAAGACGAGUUCAUGCUCAGUAACAGCUCAGAGGACGAGGAUUUCGGUGCAUCAGGGGCAGACGACGAUGAGGAGGAAGAUGAAGAUGCAGGCAGUGACGUGGGCAGCUGGGACGGCGGGACUUGCCCCACACGGACUUUAAGAGGGGCGCCUAAACUCCGACCCAGCAGGACCCAGCGCCGGGGCAGGAAACGACUGAGACGGCGGAGACACUCCUCUGAGGAAGAUAGCGAGAAAGAGAUGGACUCGGAUCAGUUGAGUGACAUGAGUGACUGUGACAAAAAGAGGCGGGGUCUGAGGAGGGGCCAGCGCCAGCAAGUCAACUACCGUGAGACGUCCGAGUCAUCAGACAACUCCUUGGCCUCCGCCGACAGGACCAAGGUUAAACCCCGCGGCAGACCACGUAAAGAGCGUCUCUCCAGCGACUACAGUGAUGCAUCACCUUCUUCCAGAGACUCUGAGGAUGAUGACGAUUAUGGAUACGAAGAGGAAGAUGACCCAAGACGGAGAGUGAGCAGGAGGAGAAGAGUGGAACAAGACCUCCGGAGAAACAGGACAAGAGGGAAGCAGAGGAGAAAUGAAGAUGAUGAGGACGACGGUGGAACUGAGAGGAGACUGUCAGAGAAGGAGGAGGACAAAGACAGGCGGAGAAGGAUAAAGAGGACGCACAGAGAAGAGGAGGACUUGGAGAACAUGGGCAGAGGGAAGAGGAGAGAGAUCCUGUCGCAGCAGCGGCGCAGACGCCUCGCUCAGAUGCUGAAGAAACGCCGGCCUUCGACGGACGAUGAGGAAGAUUCAGAGGAGUCAUCAUCAGAGGAGGACAGGCCAGUCCGCAAAAGACUCAACCGCAUCGACUCUGAUGAUGAAGAUGAGGAGGAAGAGCAGGGACGUCAAAAGGCUAAAAAGCCUUCAGCGACAGAGAGGAGGGCCAACAGUGAUGCUCAGGAAAAGGGGAGGGGCCAUAGCCUGUCUCCGUCAAACGGACAUCGGACCUCCAGGGGAUCCAUGAAGCCUGGGGCUGGAAAUCCUGCUGUGCCCAGGGACAGAGCAGGAUCAGCCAGGCAGGGCAGGCACAACGGGCCCUCGCAUCUAGAGGAGCAGGAGAAUGAAGAAGAAGAGGAGGUGGAGGAUGAGGAGGAGGAGGACGAAGAGGAAGAGGAGGAGGAGGAGGAGGAGGGGCAGACAGACUCAUCGGACUCUGUCCAGAACAGUCCACAGUCGUGAUGGCUGUGUGAACAACACUCGCUUGUUAGUUUCAGUUUUUCUUCGACCUGUCAGGCCUUUCACCCACAGACACCUGGAGAUCGGACCUCUCUCUCUCCUCCACCUCCCCCUCUUCGCCCUCCUGCUCCCCCGUCUUGCGCUUCCUCCUCGCUGUUGUAUCGUGGUAGAGUGCCAUCUGUUUGUCACAGCAGAAACUCAGUCAUCGUCACAGCCAGCUGGACCAAAUCAUCUCAUCGCAGGACUGGCUGCACUUCCUGUUUCGGUGGACACGCAGCUGGAGGUUAUUGUGACCCAAACUCUCAGCGUGUUUCCGGUGGGUCCACGAGGCAGGACGGUGGUAGAUUCAUCCCAUCGGGGCCUCUGUAGUGUGCCUCAUCCUAAAGCACCUGAUCCUUGUCUUAGCACUUAACACCCUGCCACCACAGAGUGCGAGUGUCAAACCGAACACCUGACCUGACGCUUAGAGAGACUGAUUGGAUCCCCUGGUUUCUCACGUCUCCCCAUGAGGAUGUUUGGUUUGUCCAUUUCUGGCGUUUUGUCUUUCUGCCUCCAGCACAGUGGAAGUGAACUGAGCUGUGUUUGUGGUCUUCACCGGUGCAGUUUCAGUGUUUUCAUCGUUAUGUUCCUGUACUGAAAUAUUACCCAGCAGCCUGUGGGUUAAGGUGUUCACCCACAAACUAUCCACAGUUUGACUCCCAGAUGAGGGACAUUUGGCACACGUCAUAUUCCCCCGCUCCCAAACGCUGACUGUUUAAAAAAAAUGAAUCCACAAAGUCAGUUGUCAGA